GAACUUAGAGUCACUCUCACCUGCGUACUAUCUACGUAUUAGCUACAUCCACCUGGACUCAGUUGUACAUAACCUGCAGCUAACAUAUGAUAUAUACGAAUGAUGAAUGAAGCUGUGCCGCACGGUAAGUGUUCAGAUCAAGGUGCACGGAGUUUACACGCUCAGGUUACUUCAGACGACGACGAAGAUACCCCACCCCCUCGCAAGCUCAAAUCCAAGCGCCCUAACUCUCUCGACGAUGAUGCCGACGAGCUGGAAAUAGCAGCACAACCCAAACGGCCUCGAUCUGACCCCCACGUGCCAUUGCCUCCAAAGUUCAAUAAACCUCGGUACUCCACCUCUGAUGAUGGUGAGGCUCCAACUUCGACGCAACCUGCCCGUGGAGCUACAGAUUCCGAUGGAGAGGAACACCGACCUCGGCUAAGCAAGCCUCAGCAUCCUGCAAGUGCCUCCGUCCACUAUGAUGACAAGGAUCAGCCUCCACGUCCCAAGCCGAAACCCAAGCCGAAACCUCGACGCCCUGCUGCUUGCGAUGAGCACGAGGAUUCACUAAGUGCGCAUGUGACCAAGCAGUCGUCGAAUGCGAUUCAGCAGUCUCAGCCAGCAUCUCCGUCUCGACGCCCCUCACCCCCCCUGUCAGAUCUGACUGACAAUGACAUCAACUUCUCCCCGCAAGCUCCAACGGCUCCCGUUCCCUCAAAGAAGAGAGGGAAGAAGAAAAUCACCGAUCCUGACGCUCCUCGAAGAACCUCCGUACGAAAGAGGGCUAAUGGCUAUUAGGACUGCAUCUCUCUCAUUGCACUUUCGUUCUCCGUUUCUCGCAUUACUGCUUCUGCUGACAUAGACUUAAUGCCCGCUUUGGACUUUGCUAUAUGGACUUCGUGCAACUGAUGUAUUUUAGCUACCAGUGUUAUGCUAAUGCAAUGCCUCUUGGGGCCUUCUAAUGUACA
Molecule: messenger RNA, 950 nt
Organism: Suillus plorans
Lineage: Eukaryota; Fungi; Basidiomycota; Agaricomycetes; Boletales; Suillaceae
Exons: 2
Coding region: 100-780 (226 amino acids)
Source: RefSeq, a predicted model, not a curated record